ACAAGCCCCGGGAAGCCCAGACGCCGGGGUCUGGGGUCUCCAGGCUGAGUGUCUCUGCCUCCCAAGGCUAAGGCCUUUGCCGUCACCUUGGGAGGAGGCAGGGAGAAGGUUGGGGUUGGAGGAACAACCUCUGGGCGCGUUUCCCACACCAUUCCCGGCCCAAGCUCCACUCCGCCACCCCUGUGGUUGCCCAAGGUCAGGCUGAAGCAGGCCACCGAUUCCUGGCUCACCUCACCAGGUGGGGAAACUGAGGCCUGGGAAUGGUUCAAGGUCAUUAAGGAGACUGUUUCACCCUGCGUCUGACGGCAGCCCUCACUGUUCAUCCUGGGGGUUAGGGGGACCCUCUCCCCCAAAGAGGCCAGGGCUGCCCCAGGCUAACUAGGCAGGGAGGGCCCAGCUCCAGGACCCAGCAUUCCUGCCCGUCUCCUCUGCCCCUUCCUUAGUCUAGGAUGAAGGGGCAGGAUUGAGGGGACAGGAGGAGCAAGGGACAGAACUGGGACUGUGCUCCCCACAGGAACUCCUGAGGGCACCCCCGCCCUAGCCCUGCACAAACGCGCCAAGUGUACAACACAGAAUCCCACUGGGGGGGCGAGGGGGACACCACAGUGUUAGGACAGCCCCUGUGAGGUCGGGGCUGCCAGGGGGACAGCCACAGGGGCAGCUGCCAGAUCCUGCCCCCCAGGAAGAGGCCUGAAGCCAGCCAGCCCGGGACUACCCAGGUAGCAGCAUGGAGCAUAGCACUCCCUCCUUACGUCGCUUCCCAGGGACUCAAACCCCUGUACUUCCAUGUGCAGGCCCUUUAGCUGGCCCCAAGCAGCCCCACCUGCGCUGUGGACGCCCCAGCCCCAGGAUCCCAUUCCGGGACUGGGCUGCCCAGACCACCCUCCCCUCCCCCAGCACUCCCAGGGCUGGCUGAGGGUGGCGCCUUCCCCCGGCCCACCCGCAGCCUCUUAGCUGCCACUGCAGGGAGCAGCAGCUUUUGCUUGGAGAGCAGGACCGGGACCAUUGCCCUCCCUCUUUCCUGCCAGCUUGCAAGGAACUUUGGGAUGAGACAGAAAGAAAUUGGGCCCAGAUAGUAGCAAGAUUUUUGGGCUAGAGAUUUUCUGACAUUCGGAAGCAAAACCGGAGAGGUUUGAAUUGGGGUCAUGCCAAGUGCAGAUACGUCCCUACCUAUGACACAUGCCUGUGUUCAGGGGCCCUGGCUAAGGGCAGAGAAAGGGACUGGGCCACCUGGAGACUGACCACCUGGAUUUGGGGGCCAGCUUCUCCGUGGCCUGAGCCGCAGAGGAAGCAGGGCUUCAGAGGCGGAGGGGGCCUUUAGCCAGCUGGCCCAUGGGGCUGCCCCACAGCGCAUGCACACGCCCUACGACAGCCCUCCCUGGGGCCUGUAGGAGACCCUGAGCCGGGAGGCACAGAGGGGAGAAGGGGCUCCCCAGGCCAUACCUGGGGCCUAAAUGGCCUGGAGAAGACACCAGCUAGGGAGCCGGGAGCCUGCAGGAGCCUUCACUGCCUUGUGCGCCUCGCACACCUGGGCCAGGUUCCCACCCAUGUCGGGCUGCCCACUGACGCCCAGGGGGGGCAGGGACCCGCCCAUGGGGAUAGGGCACAGCCCCUUCAGCAACGGGAAUGGCACCUCCACCCAGCACUGGCCCAUCCAGAAAAUGGGGUGGUCAUCUUUGUCUGUGCCCCCAAGAGUGGGGAGCGUCACCAGACACAUGAGCCCUGGCCAGGCCUCUGUGGGGGGCUCCUGGCCAAGGGACAGGGCCUGUGUCCUCUCUUGCAGCCAGCACUGACUGGGCCUUACUGGGCAUGGGCCCUGUGCCAGGCGCCCUCCACGCAGGGCCUCCUGGAGUCCCCACACUGACCCCGUGAGGCGGGUCCAGUCCUGUGAAGACUCUGAGGCCGCGGGAGCCCUGGCCCAGGGCCACCGGGAAAGGCCACUCUCCGGGCCAGAGCCUGCGUUGCUUGCCCGCACCCCACAUCUGAACCACAGCCGCUGCCAGACUGGGAAGGACCCCCGUCAGUCUCAUCCCCGUCCGCUUGGACACCUUAGUGACAAGCCCCCACCUCCCGCUUCAGAGAAGCCACUGCUUGGGGCAGAGCUGGCUGGCCCAGACCCUGCCACCUCCCCAGCCUUGAGGCUCAGGUGCUCAUGUCUCUGCUCAUCAGAGGGUCCCUCUACCUGACAUUAGUGACCAGACAUAGGAUCAGAUCCUCACCUGGCCAUGCUGUGGCUUUGGCAAGUCAGCUAACCUCCGUGGGCCUCAGUUUCCCCAUCUGUAACACAGGGGCAGCAAUAGUAUUCCUCUCCUGGGCCCAGGUGAAGGCUGAGGUCAUUCUUCCUGAGGACUGGCUGCUCUGUCCCUCAACCCCCUGCCUCUGGGGUCCCACGUGGAUCACUUCUGGAAGGCGGUAGAGUCCCAGGUCCUCAGAGGCUGAGGCGCGUAGUUCCAGCUGUCCAGGGGAGGCUGGGCCUGGCCCCUGUGCCCCAUCGCGUCUCCGCCCCACUGGAGAGCCCUUAAUCUGAGCCUGCCCAGGGGCUGCUGAGGGGGCUAAGGAGGUUUCCUGGGGGCUAGAACAGCUGGCUCUGGACCCCCACACACACCCGCACUCCUAGGGGCUUCUCUGCUCCCUGGAGGGAGGCCUUAGCAGGGCUUCAAGGCUGGGUGGGGAACGGGGUCCGAGUGGUGGGAGGACGCCCCCUUUCAGAAGACCCUUGGGGUUCCCCAGGCACAGGGGUCAGCCCCUCAGGACUGCUAGGGAUGGCCUCCCGGGCCCCUCUCCCCUGAGCUGUGCCCGCGUGGGGACAGCCCACCCACAGCCUCCCGGUCUUGCUCCAGCCUCUGGGCACUUCCCAAAUAUUUGCUUUCCCUGGACACUGGCUGGGCUGGGCUCAAAGGGGAGAGAGGUGCGGAAGCUGCUGUCCCCUCGCCACCCCUGCAAGCUCUCCUCGCCUGGAGAAGCCAGCCAGGCCCACCCUGGGUCCCAGCCGGGGUCUGUGCCAUCCCUUUCCUCGGGAAAAGCCCCACCCCACAGUCCCCAUCCUGUGGGGGGGGAGCAGCAGCCCCUUCGGGUGGGGGCUUGGCUGGCCCAGGGCUCCCCUUCAAGGACCAAAGCCUCCACAGGGCCCUCGGGCCAGGCCCCCGCAGCCAUGGGGUGAGCGCAUUAGCCAGAAAAGCCCCUUCAUCAGACGGGACAGCUUGGUCGCCAGGAGCCCGACCUCCCUCCUGGGAAACCCCCUCCCAACUUGGAGCCUCGGGCCAGGCUGGGAUAAAGGCCACACUGUUCCCCCAGGAGGGGAGGGGCGCAGGGGGUGGAGAAAGGUGGCUCUGUUGGCCGCACAAGGCCCCAUUCAGCCGGGGCCUGGUUGUCCCGGACAGGCUGGCCCGGGCCUGGGAGCCACUGCUGCUGGCCUGGGCUGGCCGGCCAGCCGGCUGCACCCAGGGUGCAGGGUAUGGGGCAGUGGCUCCCGGAGGCCCCAGUUUGGACUGGGUGUGCCUCACACCCUGCCAGCCUCCACACUGUGCCUCUGCCCCCCAGGCAGGUGGGCUGGUCAGCUGCCACCGUCCCAGAGCUCCUACCCCAUCUGGGAGGACUUCAACUCCAAGGCCACAAAGCUGCAUUCCCAGCUGAGGACCACUGUGCUGGCUGCUGUGGCCUUCUUGGAUGCCUUCCAGAAAGUGGCUGACAUGGCCACCAACACCCGAGGGGCCACGCGGGACAUCGGCUCGGCGCUCACGCGCAUGUGCAUGCGCCACCGCAGCAUCGAGACCAAGCUGCGGCAGUUCACCAACGCGCUGCUGGAGAGCCUCAUCAACCCGCUGCAGGAGCGCAUCGAGGACUGGAAGAAGUCGGCCAACCAGCUGGACAAGGACCACGCGAAAGAGUACAAGCGGGCUCGGCACGAGAUCAAGAAGAAGUCCUCCGACACGCUGAAGCUGCAGAAGAAGGCGCGCAAAGAGCUACUUGGCAAAGGAGACCUGCAGCCGCAGCUGGACAGCGCCCUGCAGGACGUCAACGACAUGUACCUGCUGCUGGAGGAGACGGAGAAGCAGGCGGUGCGCCGGGCACUCACCGAGGAGCGGGGCCGCUUCUGCACCUUCAUCACCUUCCUGCAGCCUGUCGUGAACGGAGAGCUGACCAUGCUGGGGGAGAUCACCCACCUGCAGGGCAUCAUCGACGACCUGGUCGUGCUGACCGCCGAGCCCCACAAGCUGCCGCCCGCCAGUGAGCAGGUGAUCAAAGACCUGAAGGGCUCAGACUACAGCUGGUCCUACCAGACCCCACCCUCGUCACCCAGCAGCUCCAACUCCCGGAAGUCCAGCAUGUGCAGCGCCCCCAGCAGCAGUAGCAGUGCCAAGGGUGGCGGAGCCCCGUGGCCAGGGGGUGCCCAAACAUACUCACCCAGUUCCACUUGUCGCUACCGCAGCCUGGCACAGCCAGCCACCGCCACCGCCCGCCUCUCCAGCGUCUCCUCCCACGACUCUGGCUUCGUCUCCCAGGACACCACCUACUCCAAGCCUCCCUCGCCCAUGCCUUCAGACAUCACCAGCCAGAAGUCCUCCAGCUCCGCGUCCUCGGAGGCCUCGGAAACCUGCCAGUCUGUGAGCGAGUGCAGCUCCCCCACCUCGGACUGGUCCAAGGCCGCCGCCCACGAGCAGUCCUCAGCCACCACCCUGCAGCGGAGGAAGGACCGGGUAGAACUCCUGCGAGACGCAGAGCCAGGUCCCGCCAGCGGGGCCACCAUGGGCCCCAGUGGGGAGGAAGUGCCGCGACCCCGCAUGUCCCCUGCCACCAUUGCUGCCAAGCACGGUGAGGAGGUGUCCCCUGCGGCCAGUGACCUGGCCAUGGUGCUGACCCGUGGCCUGAGCCUCGAGCACCAGAAGAGCAGCCGGGACUCGCUGCAGUACUCCAGCGGCUACAGCACGCAGACCACCACGCCCUCCUGCUCCGAGGACACCAUCCCCUCCCAGGGCUCCGACUACGACUGCUACUCCGUGAAUGGGGACGCAGACAGCGAGGGCCCGCCCGAGUUCGACAAGUCGUCCACCAUCCCGCGCAACAGCAACAUCGCCCAGAACUACCGCCGCCUCCUCCAGACCAAGCGCCCCGCCUCCACCGCCGGGCUGCCGUCUGCGGGGCUGCCCUCCGCCAGCGGCCUGCCCUCGGGCGCGCCCCCCGGCGUGGCCACCAUCCGCCGCACGCCCUCCACCAAGCCCACCGUGCGCCGCGCCCUGUCCAGCGCCGGCCCCAUCCCCAUCCGGCCGCCCAUCGUCCCCGUGAAGACGCCCACAGUGCCCGAUUCGCCCGGCUACGUGGGGCCCACCCGGGCGGGCAGCGAGGAGUGCGUCUUCUACGCCGACGAGGCCGCCUCGCCCCUGGCGGCAGACCUCGCCAAGGCCUCCCCGAAGAGGCUCAGCUUGCCCAACACGGCCUGGGGCAGCCCGGCCCCGGAGGCUGCCAGCUACCCCGGGGCGGCGGAGGACGAGGAGCAGCAGCAGCUGGCCGCCAACCGGCACAGCCUGGUGGAGAAGCUGGGCGAGCUGGUGGCGGGCGCCCAUGCCCUGGGCGAGGGCCAGUUCCCCUUCCCCACCACCCUGUCGGCCACCCCCGCGGAGGAGACGCCCACCCCGCCUCCUGCGGCCACCAGCGACCCGCCGGCUGAAGACAUGCUGGUGGCCAUCCGCCGCGGGGUCCGGCUCCGCAGGACCGUCACCAACGACAGGUCUGCACCCCGCAUCUUAUGAUGGCACCGCCCUCCCCACCCUCUCUGGCCUGGGAGUAGUGGCCACUCGGAGUGGAGGCACAGCCAGGAGCGAGUGCAGGGCCAGGCCACAGGCAGAGCCACUUUAUGGAGAGACACACCCGGCUUGGAUUCCAGCGUUUAAGCGGGAGGUGACUUCCUUAACAGACCCCGCCAGGACAGAGCCUUCGGGCCUUGAACUGGGUUGGAGCCCGUUUUAUACGUUUCUGUCCCCUUCCUCCGUGCAGGCCCUGUCUCUUCCACACCCAGG
Messenger RNA from Microcebus murinus (gray mouse lemur), 6014 nucleotides. The record is from RefSeq and is a predicted model, not a curated record. Lineage: Eukaryota; Metazoa; Chordata; Mammalia; Primates; Cheirogaleidae.